CCUUCUCAUUUCUGAAUCUUUGUGCCGAAUCCCUCAUUUGUAUAUCAGUGUUACCAGUGCUCUCUCUCCUACCUCUGAAAUACAGUAUUCAGAAAGCACCAGCAAAGAUGUUAAUGUCCACCCACCAACGCCUCUAAUCUCUCUCUCUCUCUCUCUUUCUCUCUGUCUUCUGAAAGACUGGAACUUUUGCUGUCUAUAUCUCAAGAUUUCUCUUUGCUCAGUUUGGAGUCACAUUUUGCCUCUGUUAUCUGUCUUGGACAAAACUCAGAGGAAAACAAUUAUACGAAACAUAAUCAUAAUUUCGAAUAAGCUCUUUUUUUUGUUUAUGUUCUUAGCUUUUCACACUUUUUGGUAUGUGAAUUCUAUAUAUAUAUAUUCACCAUCUCCAUAGCUCAAUGCCCAUUUAGCUGUUUUCCUCCUCUCUCAGAUCUACCAGCACCCAUCCCCAUUUCCUAAUUCCUGCAUACCGAUUUUUCUUGUAACAUUCAGUCUAAGGAAAUGAGCAAGGAAGAGUUCGUGAAGAUCCAGACCUGUGUCCUAAAAGUCAAUAUACACUGUGAAGGGUGUAAGAAUAAAGUGAAGAAAAUCUUGCAGAGGAUUGAAGGGGUUUAUACCAUAAACAUUGAUUCGGAAUGGGGGAAGGUUACUGUUUCUGGAAAUGUAGACUCUGGUACUUUGAUCAAGAAGCUGAUGAAGAAGGGGAAACACGCGGAGUUAUGGGGGAGCCAAAAGGCCAAUAGUAACAAUCAGAAUCAUCAGUUGAAGAAUUUGCAGAUUGAUAGUGGUAAAGGUGGGAAUGGCAACAAGGGGAAAGGCGAAAAGGGGACUAAUAUCCCAAAUCAGAUGCAGAUGAAAGGUGGAAAUCCUGGAAUGGUUCUUCCCCAGCAGCUUCAACAGAUGAAGGGUGUUCAAGAUAUGAAGAUUUUGCCCCCUCAGUUCAAGGACUUGAAGCUCCCAGCGAUGAAUUUGGGCGGGGGCAACCCCAAGACUGUCAAGCUCGACUUGCCCGAGGAAGAUGGCUUUACUGAUGAUGACGAGUUUGAUGAUGAUGAUGAUGAGUAUGAUGAUGACGAUGAGUAUGACGAUGAUGAGGAUGAUUUUGAUGAUGAAAUGGACAGUAUGCCUCCCAACAAGAUGAAGCCUGUGAUGGGCAAUGGGGGCGGUGGUGCUCAGAUGCCGAAUAUAAUGCAUUUGAUGAAUGGGAAUGGGAAGAAAGGUGGAAUUAUGCCACAGAUGAACAUGGGAGGUGGUAAUCAAAUUCAAGGCGGUGGAUCGCCUAAAAAGAGUGGCAAGAAUGGCGGUGGGCAUCCUCAAGAUGGCAAGAACUUUGGCAGCAAUGGUGGUCAGAAUAAGAACAAUGGCGGUGGUGGCGGAGGCCAUGGUGGUGGUGGUGGUGGUGGUGGUCCUAACUUCAACGGCAAUGGGGGCAAUAAAGGCGGUGGAAUAAUGAACAAUGGGCUACCAAGCAUGCCUAACAUGAUGGCAAUGAAAGCCAAUGUUCCUAAUAUGGGGCCAAUGCCAACAAGCCAAAUAGGUCAUCACAUGGGCCAGAUGGGUAAUAAUCUUCCAAUGGGCCAAAUCCCAGCAGUGCAAGGCUUACCGGCGCCCGGUAUGAGCUCAGCCCGCAGCAAUGGAGGUUACUUUCAAGCACCCGGCCCCGAGAUCCUGGCAGGAAACCCCUACCAGCAACACCAAAUGGCUGCAAUGAUGAUGAACCAGCAGCAUGCCAAUGGGAACGAACGGUUUCAGCCAAUGAUGUAUGCUCCUCAGCCCCCCGCUGUGAAUUACCUGCCCCCGCCUUACCCUUACUAUCCCUACCCCCCGCCAAGUGACAACUACGGCUCCAUGUUCAGCGACGAGAACCCUUCAGCUUGUAAAGUCAUGUGAGCUGCGCGAAAUAUGCUCAACUCUUGUGGUGGUCGUGGUCGUGGUGGUGGAUGGUUAUUUGCCCCGGGUGGUAUUGCCAAACAUAGUUCAGUGACUUUGCUAGCCUAUUAAGUUGCCAUAAUAUACAAGGAUAUGAAUAUUCCAUUUGGUUGCUAUUUAGUUUUGCCUUCAUUCCCCAUUGCCUUUUCUUAGGCCCCUUUUGAUCUAUAUAUAUAUAUAUAUAUAUAUAAAUUCUAUAAGUUUAGAGGUAUUUGAUAGAGUUGGAUGUAAGUGGGAGAUGUUUGUACAUGUAAGUUGAAAAUCAUAAAAUAAGAUGAAAACUAGAAUGGGUUUUUAUCAGAAA
This is a messenger RNA of Ipomoea triloba (trilobed morning glory), 2230 nucleotides long. RefSeq names its product heavy metal-associated isoprenylated plant protein 33-like. The record is from RefSeq and is a predicted model, not a curated record. Bases 499 to 1887 code for a protein of 462 amino acids. Lineage: Eukaryota; Viridiplantae; Streptophyta; Magnoliopsida; Solanales; Convolvulaceae. The transcript is spliced from 3 exons. Gene Ontology annotation, molecular function: metal ion binding.